Molecule: messenger RNA, 296 nt
Organism: Racocetra persica
Lineage: Eukaryota; Fungi; Glomeromycota; Glomeromycetes; Diversisporales; Gigasporaceae
Source: the annotation of a GenBank genome assembly
AUGGUUUGACACCUGAGGCAAUACACGAUAUAAUACUGCAAUUACAUAGAGGUCCACUUGAGCGUAUUCAUGAAGGGCAUCCAGCAACAACAGAACAAAUCAGAUUAAGAUACUUGUAUAUACAUCAGGGUAUAUUGAGAGCUGAUGUUUAUCAAGGACUUUCUGACACGGUUAGACAUAUUGCAAGUAAAAAAGUUAAUUUGAAUAAUCUUGAACAAUGCAUAAUUCUAUCAUCUACAUAUACUGAAACAAACCCGAAUUGGCCUAAAAUCGUUAAUGAAUUAUUUCCAGGUUAA